AUGAGCAGUCGUGGAGGGAUUCCAAUAAUUCCUGGCACGAUGCGGGUACAAGAUCUGAGAAUAAAUAAAUCGCAAAAUAGUAAGAUGAAUGAAUCGGGUCAGAACUCCCAAAUUGUGGAGGAUGAUGAGGUCCCGGCUCAACUUGUUGACGAUUCUCAACUAAAUAUCAGCAACAUAGAAGCUCCAAAUACUAAUGAUACUUCAGGUUUUGACCAGCGCCUCAAAUUAAGCCAAGGUACAAGAAGAACCGUCAGAUCAGCUUCUCAAAUCCUUAAUCAAUCACCACAGAUUGAAGAGAGUAUCACCCUUGCUGAUUCAAGAGAUCUUUCUGCAAUUAUGUCAUCAAAAGAAAUAUUUGACGAAUUAAACGCUAUCAGAAACCAAUUUACUGAUAUUGAUGAUUUCUACUCAUCAGAUAAUCAAAAACUUAGGAACCUGGUUAACGCAUUGGAGUCCCUUAAAAAUAAUCUCACUAACGAAUCUAUCAUUACCCAUGAAAUCAGCCAAAAUGAUGGCGAUACAUUAAUAAGCCGUAAUGUUAUUAAUACCAAUGCAUCAUUUGCUGCUGAACUCCUUAAUGAGAACGAAAAAUUAUAUCUCGAAAACCGUUCUCUUCUUCAGCUCAAAAAUGAGCUAAGAGCUAAAAAUCUUAAAAUUAUUCAAAUUGAGAAUGACUUUAGGAACCGUUUACGAAAGUACAAACAUAAAUUAGAUGAAUUAUCAAAUAAUGAGAUACUUGAUAAUAUUCUUCGCGAAAAAUUACAAACAAGAGACAUGGUACAAUCAGUUGCUCAAGAACAAUAUGCCAUUUUACACAAUUUCGAAGUAUCCAAAAGUCUAACUCGUCCCAACGGUAAUAAUUCAUCGAAUUUGCAUGAACUUGAUAAUAACCAGCUCCAAGGCGAACUAAUAAAGCUUCGUGAGCAGAUUUUAGAACUAUCGAAACAAAAAUCGGAAACUGAAAGCAAAUUAGAGUGGGUGGAGCAAAGCAACAAAUUACUUCAAUCUAAACCAUCCGAAAAUCAACAAAUUCUUGAUCAACUCAACACUUUACGACAAAAGGAGAUUGAUGAACAACAAAAACAUGUCGAAGAACUUACAAACCAAGAGAAAUUGGCUGAAUCAGAAUACCAAAAGCAGAUUGAUCAUCUUAAAAAGCUUCUUGAGUCGUCAAAUGCUGCUGAAACUGAAAAUCUCAGAAAAGAAAAUAACAACCUACGUGAUCAGCUUGCUGCUAUUGCAUCUAAUAAGAAUAUUCUGGAAAACGAAGAGAUUUUGACUUCCAAUUUUGAUUUAUCCGACAAAGUUGAUGAAUUGAAGUCAAUAAUCAGGAAUAAAGACAAGCAAAUUAUAGAAUUAGAAUCAGAAAUUGAUAACCAAAAGGCAACAAUCGAAGAUUUGAAGAUCGAUGUUGAUUUCAAAGAACGUACAAUUUCAGAUCUCGAAAAUAAGAUUAAUGUAUCGGCGAACCCUGACAAAGGCAUUGAAUUAUUAAAAGAAGAGAAAGAUAAGGCCAUUAGCAAGCUUCAAAAGCAGAUCGAACGACAAAAUACAAUUAUUCAGCAAAAUGAGGAGAAAAUUGAUCAGUUAUCCAAGGAUAUUGAAGCCAAGGACCAAAAGAUAGAUGAAAUGAUCCAGAAAUCUCUGACUGCUGAAGUUCCUAGUGGUGAUGGAGCCGCAUUAGAGCUGAAAUUACAGAAUUUGAACUCAUACAUUGCAAUUCAGAACGAAAAGAUGGGUCAAAAGGAUGCAAAGAUUGAGCAGCUCGAAGACGAGCGACAAAAGAAUGAUACAAAGAUUUCGGAAUUAACAAGUACUCUAACUCAGCUCAAGCUAACGAACAAUGAGAACACCCUUAAGAUUGCUGAAUUAGAAAAUACUAUUGCUAAGAGCAAUAUUCCUAAGAAAGAAGGAGAAUUGUAUUUAUCUGAAGUUCCUCAAGAGGUUUCCUUCUUAAAGAACAAAAAUAACAUGCUUAAUAACAUUAAUAAGAGCCAAGCAGAGAAGAUAAAGCACCUUGAACAAGAAAUUGUAAAGAAGAAUAAACAAAUUGGUUCAAUUGAUGAGAUGCAUAAGAAGAGCCGCGAGCUUCAAAGGCAGAUCCAAGAUUAUGAAAAUAAAUUGAACGCCCAGCAACUUGAAUCCGGCGGAGAAAAUUCUGCUGAAUUAUUAAGUCUCAAACAACAAUCUAAUUUGCUUAAUCAGCUUGUUGCUGAUCUUAAGAAGCAAAAUAUCGAACUUAAGAAGACUCUAGAAACGAAAGACAAGCAACUUUCUAGCAUGAUGUCUGAUUCUUUGCUAGUUAAAGAUAAUUUGAGCGAAAUAACCGCAGAAUUAGCCUCAAAGAACAAGAUCAUCCACGAUUAUGAGCUUAGACUUAAUGCUUUGAGCGGAUCUGGAAAUCAAUUCGAAAAUCUUCUUCAAGAAAAGCUUACUAAGAUAGCUACAAUGGAGAAGAGAAUUAAUACAAUGAAAUCAGACAUCGAAAAGCAGAAGAUUGAGAUUGCAACUCUUAAUCAAGAUGUUUCUGAUAAAAAUAAGACAAUUCAGCAGUUACAGAAUAAGUUAAAGAACAAAGAAAAUAGUGUUCAACGCUUAAAUGGUGAAAUUACUGACCUCAGAAGCAGAAUAUCUGAAUAUGAAAUCUUAAAUGAGAGACAAGCCAAAGAAAACGCAUUAUUGAACAACAAACUCAAGCAAAAGGAUGUUCAAAUCGAAAAUAUUAAAGAACAACCUAAAGAAGAGGAAGAAAAACCGAAACAAGUUGGAUUUGCGAAACCAUCUUUGCCACCAAAGGAAAGUGAUCAAAGAGAAUUCAUUAAAGGAUCAAGGAGUAGUGGUCAGCUUAAAUUCAGCCCUAUCGCUACACCUCCUGAAGAAAAUAAUAAUUCAUUGAGCCAACUCGAACAAUUCAAGAAAUUAAACACAACAAUCAAGGAACAGUCACAAAGAUUACUUGCAAAAGACAGAAAAAUUGAUUUGUUGAAACAAAGAUUAAAUGAUUCAAACAAUCAAUUGAAAGAAAUCAUGGAAACACCUGAGAACAAACGUAUUGCAGCCAAAGAGAAAGAACUAGAAGAUUUCCAGCAGCAAUUACGUUCUCAAAUCAUCAGUCAAUCGUCAUCUUUCAUUACUUAUGAAAAUGAAAGCGAUGCAAUGAAACAAAUCAAAGAAGAAAACUACAGAAGAGUUGUAGAAAACACCCACAAGGACAAUGAAAUCAUCAGAUUAACUAAGCUUCUUGCAACAGAUAAAACAUUGAAGGAAGACAAGAUUUUGCAAGAAAAAAUCAUGCAGUUAGAAGCGAAAGUUCAACAAAUGAAAGAUUUCAAUAAAGAAACAGCUGCUAAUUUAGAAUCUAAGAACUUAGAGAACUACAAUCUCCAAGACAAUAUCAAUUCUCUCAAGGAACAAAUACAGAAACAAAAUGAUGAACAGGCAAACCAUCAAAAAGAAUUAGAUGAAAGAGAUGAACAAAUUGCUGUUCUCCAGAAAGAAAUUGAAAAGUAUGAAAACAGAUAUUUGGAACAACAAGAAGUUAUCAGCCAAGAGAAAUUAAAUAACUCCAAUUUGAAGUUGAAACUUAAUGAAGCUGAAAAUGAAAUCGAAAAAUCCCAUAUUGUUAAACAGCCAGGAGAAUUGUAUCUAAGUGAAGUUCCUCAACAAAUCAGUUACUUCGAAAACAAAGUUAAAAUCAUGAACGGAAUGAUCACGCAAUCUAAUGCGAAAAUCAAAGAACUCGAGAGCCAGAUCGAGAAGAAGAACAAACAGAUUGAGUCGACCGAAGCUUUGCAGAAGAAAUCUCGUGAAUUGUACAGACAAAUCAGAGAUUACGAGCAAAGAUUGUCAAGCUUAGGUUUAACUGUUGAACAAAUCAGGGAAAUGGAAAUGACAAUCAAGAAUCAAGCAAAUAUCAUCAAAGCCAAAGAUGAUGAUCUUAAACAGACAAAGGAAAUCUUGGAAUACAGAGAAGAACAAAUCGAAAAGUUCAUUGCAGAAAGUGUAUCAAUAAGAGAUGCAAUUGAAACAUUGAAGCAAAGAAUCAGCGAAUUAGAAAUGCUGUUAGAGAAGAAAGAUAAAGAAAACAAUGAUAAGAUUGCUGAAAUUCAAGAAGAAAAUAGACAAACAUUGGAACAAUUAGCUAAACAAUUACAAGAAGCUGAAGAAGAUAUCAAUGUUUUAGAAGGAAAUUGCCAAGUUUAUGAACAAGAAAUUGCUGAAAAAGACAAACAAAUAGAACAAAUGACAAAUGAUAUUAAAUCUCUUGAAGAAGUAAUCAAUGAACAAAGCAACACAAUUGAUUCUCUCAAACAAGAUGUUGCUACUAAAGAAGAAGAAAUCAAGCAAUUGAAGCAAACAGUCAGUGAAAAUGAAGAAGUAAUUAAACAAUUGCAAACUGAUAUUGAACAAAAAGAUGCAGAAAUACAAAAGAAUAAAGAAGAAAUUGAACAACACAAACAAACAAUUUCACAAAGAGAUGAAACAAUUAAACAAUUGCAAUCAGAAAUUGAGCAGCACAAACAAACAAUUGCUGAUAAGAAUAAUGAAAUCGAACAGUUGAAGAAUACAAUUAGUGAAAGAGAAGAAACAAUUAAACAGCUGCAAAAUGAAAUUGAACAACACAAACAAACCAUGGCCGAAAGAGAUGCAGAGAUUCAGAAGAAUAAAGAAGAAAUAGAACAACAAAAGCAAACAAUUUCUAAUAAUAACAACGAAAUCGAACAACUCAAGAAGACAAUUUCUGAGCGAGAUGCUGAAAUUGAACAAUUGAAGAAGACAAUUGCUGAAAGAGAUGAAUCAAUUAAACAAUUACAAAAUGAAAUUGAACAACACAAACAAACAAUUUCACAAAGAGAUGCAGAAAUCGAACAAUUGAAGCAAACAGUUCAACAAAGAGAUCAAACAAUAGCUGAGAAAGAAGAUUUGAUCAAACAACUUCAAUCUGAAAUUGAACAACACAAACAAACAAUUUCAGAUAAGAACAAUGAAAUUGAACAAUUAAAGCAGACAGUUAAUGCAAGAGACGAAGCGAUCAAACAAUUGCAAUCUGAAAUUGAACAACACAAGCAGACAAUUGCUGAAAGAGAUGCAGAAAUACAGAAGAAUAAAGAAGAAAUUGAACAACAAAAACAAACAAUUUCUCAAAGAGAUGAAACAAUUAAACAAUUACAAAAUGAAAUUGAACAACACAAACAAACAAUUUCACAAAGAGAUGCAGAAAUCGAACAAUUGAAGCAAACAGUUCAACAAAGCGAUCAAACAAUAGCUGAGAAAGAAGAUUUGAUCAAACAAUUGCAAUCUGAAAUUGAACAACACAAGCAGACAAUUGCUGAAAGAGAUGCAGAAAUACAGAAGAAUAAAGAAGAAAUUGAACAACAAAAACAAACAAUUUCUCAAAGAGAUGAAUCAAUUAAACAAAUGCAAUCUGAGAUCGAACAAAACAAGCAAACAAUUGCCGAUAGAGAGAAAGAAAUCGAACAACAUAAACAAACAAUUGCAGAAAGAGAUAAUUCUAUUAAACAACUUCAAGAAGAAAUCGAACAACAUAAGCAAACAAUUGCUGAGCGAGAUGCUGAGAUUCAGAAGAACAAAGAAGAAAUACAGCAAAAGAAUGAAGCAAUUAAUGCAUUGACAAAUGAAGGAGAAGAAAAGAGAUUAAAGAUUCUUGAAUUAGAAGCGAACAACGAAAACUUGAUAAAUAAAGUUAAAGAAUUAAAUGACAGCGUAAGUGACUUGAAUUUGUCCACAGAGAAUCAAAACUCUGUUGUCAAACAAAUGACUGACGAAAUCAAGGAUUUGAACAAACAAAUUCACGAAUUAGAAGUGAAAUCUGAAAAUCAACAGAAGCAAAUCGAAGAAAAGGAUAAAGAAAUUCAAUCAUUAACUAACACAAAGGCUCAAAAUGAAGAAUUAAUUAAGAAAUUACAGGAAGAAGUUGAAAACUUGACAAAUACAAAGAACCAAAAUGAGGAAACAAUCAAGAACUUGCAAGAACAAGUUCAGUCUUUGACAGAAACAAAGAAUCAAAAUGAAGAUUUGAUCAAGAAACAACAAGAACAAAUCCAAUCUUUGACAAAUACAAAGAAUGAAAAUGAGGAAACAAUUAAGAACUUGCAAGAACAAGUUCAGUCUUUGACAGAAACAAAGGCUACAAAUGAAGAAACAAUUAAGAAACUCCAAGGAGAAGUUCAAUCUUUGACAGAAACAAAGGCUACAAAUGAAGAGCAAAUCAAGAAGCAACAAGAAGAGAUUCAAUCUUUGUCAAACACAAAGAAUGAAAAUGAAGAAUUAAUCAAGAAAUUACAAGAAGAAAUCCAAAACUUGACUAAUACUAAGACACAAAACGAAGAACAAAUCAAGAAGUUGCAGGAAGAGAUACAAAAUCUUCAGAAGCAAAAUGCAGAGAAAGAUGAUAAAAUCAACGAAUUCAAUGCUAAAUUAUCAACUCUUUCUUCCUCAAGUGAUGAACUGACAACCAAAUUCAUCAAUGCUCAAAAUGAAAUCAAUCAACUCACCAAACAGAACAAUGAAAAGGAUAAUCUCAUUAGUCAACUCAAUCAAAAGAUUUCUGAUUUAGAAAAUGCUAAAUCUCAACUCGAAAACGAGAAAUCUCAGCUUAUUCAAGAAAAGACAAAUCUUGAGCAAGAAAAGGCCCAAUUAUUGGAGCAAAAGAAGAAUCUCGAAGAAGAAAAACAGAAAUUAGAAACUGAAAAGACAAAUCUCGAACAAGAAAAAGCCAAACUCAUUGAAGAAAAGACAAAUCUUGAACAAGAAAAGGCCAAACUCAUUGAAGAAAAGACAAAUCUUGAACAAGAAAAAGCCAAACUCAUUGAAGAAAAGACAAAUCUUGAACAAGAAAAGGCCAAACUCAUUGAAGAAAAGACAAAUCUCGAACAAGAAAAAGCCAAACUCAUUGAAGAAAAGACAAAUCUUGAACAAGAAAAAGCCAAACCCAUUGAAGAAAAGACAAAUCUUGAACAAGAAAAGGCCAAACUCAUUGAAGAAAAGACAAAUCUUGAACAAGAAAAGGCCAAACUCAUUGAAGAAAAGACAAAUCUCGAACAAGAAAAAGCCAAACUCAUUGAAGAAAAGACAAAUCUUGAACAAGAAAAGGCCAAACUCAUUGAAGAAAAGACAAAUCUCGAACAAGAAAAGGCCAAACUCAUUGAAGAAAAGACAAAUCUCGAACAAGAAAAAGCCAAACUCAUUGAAGAAAAGACAAAUCUUGAACAAGAAAAGGCCAAACUCAUUGAAGAAAAGACAAAUCUUGAACAAGAAAAGGCCAAACUCAUUGAAGAAAAGACAAAUCUCGAACAAGAGAAGUCUCAGUUACUCGACCAAAAGAAGAACUUGGAAGAAGAAAAGCAGAGAUUAGAAACUGAAAAGGCCAAACUUAUUGAAGAUAAGACUAAUCUCGAGCAAGAAAAGGCUCAGUUGUUAGAACAGAAGAAGAAUUUGGAAGAAGAAAAGGCCAAACUCGAAGAAGAGAAAGCUCAAGCACAAAAGACAAUUGAAGAGAAAGACCAAGAAAUUGAAGAUUUGACAUCUCAAAUCAAUGUAAAGACAAAAGAUUUAUCACUUCUUGAAUCAGAUUUCAAUAACAUGAGUUUUACAAAUGCUGACCAAUCAACAAUGAUUUCCAACUAUGAGAAAGAACUUUCUGAUAAGAACAAAGAAAUCAAUGAUCUCCAGAAUCAGUUGAAACAAAUGACACAAAAUAGAGAUGAAUUACAGUCUAAGUCUGAUAAACUCAAUGAAGAAAUUGAGGAAAAGAAGAAUAUUCAGAACUUAGAAUCAUCUCUAGAGCAAAAGAACAAAGAAAACGAAGAUCUCAAGCAACAACUUAACAAGACACAAGGAGAACUAUCAGCUCAGUUGCAACAAAAGACACAAGAACUUGAGAAUCUCACAAAAGAGUUCAAUGAUCUCAAACAGAAAUCAGAGCAAACGAUUGCUCAAAACAAUGAAGAAAUUGCAAACUUGAAGAAGAAUGUUGCAGAACGAGACAAAAAGAUUUCUCAAUUAUUAGAAAACGAAGUCAAUGAAUUAAAGAAGAAAUUGUCUGAUAAAGAAAAUGAGAAUACAUCAUUAAAGAAUACAAUAUCAGAAAGAGAAAAUGAAAUCAAUAAUCUCAAGAAGAACGUUUCAGAUAAAGAGAACGAAAUCAAUCAACUUAAGAACAACUUGACAAUGAGAGAAACCGAGUUGAAUAAGAUGAAGGACGAGGAAGUUAAAAAUGCUAAACAAAUCAUUGCUCAAAAGGAUAAAGACUUAGAGGAAUUGAAUGGCAAAUUUAAUGAUACAAAUAACAAUUUAUCUAAAGCAAAUGAUGAAUUGAAACAACUUAAAGAACAAAUCGAGUCUCUGAACAAGCAAAUCGAACAAAUGAAAUGCAGCAAUAACCUUAAAGAAAGUGAAAUUAAACAACUCACUUCGAACCUACAAAAGUACAAACAAGCUUUGAAAGAACUCAAUGAUCAGAACAAACAAAAAGACAGUCAAAUCAAUCAACUCAACAAUGAAAUGAAAGAGUUGCAGCAAACUUUGAAGCAAACACAAGAACAACUCAAAGAAACGCAAGAUCAGCUUAAACAAACACAAGAAACACUGGCUACAAAAGAAAAAGAAUUUGCUAAGUCAGCGGAAGAUCUCAACAAUGAGUUGAAGAAGAAACAACAAGCAAUCGAUGACCUUCAAAACAAUCUCAAGCAAAAAGACGCUGAAUUAACUGAUACUAAGCAGAAAUUAGAAGCCAAAACUAAUGAAUUCAAUGACUUGAAACAAAAGGCUGAAAAUGAAAUCGCUUCACUUCGCAAAGAAAUAGAACAACUCAAAGCUAAAUUAGCCAACACAAGUAAAGAAUUAGAAGCAUCUAAAUCAGAAUCAGAUCUUCAAAAGAAAGAAAAUGACAAAUUGAAGGUUAAUUUGGCUAAAAUAGCAGAAAUGUAUAAGACUUUGAAGUCAGAAUCAGAAAAUAAUUCAGCUAAAUCAAAUGAUAAGAUCAAACAAAUGCAAGAAAAGAUACAAAAUCUCGAAAUUCAAGUCGAAAAGAUGAAAUUAGCGAAUGAAAAUCUCACAAACGAGAACAAAUUGCAGAAAGAAACAAUUGAAAUGUUGAACAAGAAACUUCUUGAAUCUAAUAAGUCAUUGACAGCAUCUAUUAAGGAAUACGAAACUCUCAAACGUGAAAACAAUUUACAGAAAGAUCAAAUUACUAAAUUAACUUCACAAGUUCAAAAAUUAACACAAGAUUUCACUCAAUUGAAGAAAGAAAAGGCAGAAGUUGACAGUAAACUUAAUGAAUUGUUAGAUUUACUUGCACAGAAGGAUAAAGAGAUCGAAAGACUCAAAUCAGAGAACCAGAAGUUGAAUGAAUUAUAUCAACAAAUCACUAAAGAUUUAGAAGAAAAAGAAUUUUUGAUCCAAUCACAGAACAACCGAUGCAUUGAUUUGCUUAACCUCACAGAAAAGAAGAACAAAGAGAUUGAAACUCUACAGAUCUCUAAUGAUUCAUUGAAUAACUCUUUGACUAAAUCUCAAAUGGAAUUGAGAGAAAAAUCAACAUUACUUGAAAAUGCAAAAGACAAAAUUACUGAAUCGAACAGAAAAUUGGCAUUAUUUGAUAGAUUGAGUGCAAACAGCUCCGAAUUGAACUUAACAAGUUCAGGAAGAGGCAUCAAGAAGUCAAGUUCGAUGAAUUUGUCAACAGAUAUGGAUAGCAAGAAUAAGAUCAUCAACCAACAAGAACAAACAAUUAUUGGCUUGGAACAAUCUCUUAAAGUUUCGAAGAAUGAAGUUGAUGCAACAAAGAGAGAACUCCAGAAACAAUUGCAAAAUAAUAAAGAACUUCAGAACCAGAUCAAAAUGACUAAAGAACAGUUUGCCAAGUUAGAAGCCAAAUUGCAAAGUGUUGUUAAGAAACUGAAUGACAAAGAUCAAAGAAUUGAUUCAUUAAUGUCUUCAGAUCCAAACAACAAACAAACAAAUCAGUUGAACAAACAAAUUUCUGACCUGAAUCUUGAAAAUGAGAAACUCAAGACAAGAGUUGACAUUAUAACAAGAGAAAAUCAGAGUUUGAAGGAUGAUUUGGAAAGCCAGAAAUCACAGAAAUCUAAAUUAGAUGAAUCAUGCAAUGCUUUGAAGACAGAAUUGAUUAACAAGAAGAGCAUAAUGGAUCAAUACAAGGAGAAGCUGAAAGAAUUGAUGGAACAAAUCAAUCUAAAGAACAAACAGAUUUCAGAACUCAAAGCUGAAUUCAAUGGCUCUGAUGACGAAGAUAGGAAAUCUUAUGUCAAAGUAAUAGAACAAGAAGGAGAAAUAACAGAACUCAAAGUCAUCAUUGACAGACAAAAGAAGUUUGUCGGACAGCAGAAAAUGAAAAUUGCUGAUUUAGAAAAGAACUUGAAAGAAUCAAAUGAUGAAGCACAGAAGAUGACAAAGAAUUUGCAGACAACAAUUUAUGAAUUAGAAGACAGAUGCCAGAACUUGAAUCAAACAAUUGAGAUGAAGAACUUCCGAUUGAGAGAAAACGAGAAAACAAUUGAAGAUUUGAACAAAGAGAUUGAAUUCUUGAAAGGAAAAAUCGAUAUUUUAAGCAGAGAAAUCUCGAUGUAUAGUGACAAUUCAUCUAAGGAUAACUUGAUUUCUAAGAUUGUCUCAUUACAAAAGACAGUUUCAGAGAAAGAUGAACAAUUGAAUGAUGCAAAGAUUAAUUCAAACAAUUCUCUUGAAAUUGAAGACAAGAUGCAACAAGAGAUCGAUCAGAAGAACAGCAGAAUACAUCAUCUCGAGAACCAAAUGAGAGUUCUUUUGAAUAAGGCUUCUCAUGAAAAUGCAAAGGAAGAAAGUAAAGUAAAGAUUGACCUAAAGAAAGCUAAUGUUAAAUUGUCAAACUUGGAGAAUGAUUUCAGUAGUUUACAAGAAGAAAAUGCCGCCCUCAAGAGCAAGGUUUCUAAACUAGAAUUGGUUAUUAAAGAGAAACAAAGCGAAAUAAAUAUAAUGGCCCAGAAGAACAAUAACGAUAUUAAUGAGAUUUCUGAAUUGAAGUCAAAACUCAGGAAACAAAAUGAAGAUUUCACACAAGAGAAAUCGAGUGCAGAAAAACAAAGAUCAGAGAUUGAUCAAUUAACAAAUGAUUUGAAGGCCAAGAACAAUGAGUUAGAUGACUCAAAGAGCGAAAUAAGAAUCCUCAAAUCCAAGAUCAAUCAGUUACAGCAAGAUUUCGAUGCUAAAAACCAUAGCUUACAAAAAGAAAGCGAAAAACUUAGCCAAUUAGAAGAAAAGAUGAAAGAGAAAGAGCUUGAGUUAUUGAACAAAUCAUUAGAUAACGACAAGGCAGCUAAAGAAAUCAUUGAAAAACUUCAAAACGAAAACCUCGAACAAAGCAAACAACUGAAGAAGAAAGAGAAAGACAUUGAGCAAAUGAAGCAAAUUCUCAAUGAUUUGAACAACGAACAAGGAGAACUUAAAGGAAAGAUUAUGACUCUUCAAAAUGACAAUGAACAAAUAACAAAGACAUCACAAGAAAAGUUCAAAUUAAACGAAAAGAAAUCAGAAGAAUUGGUUUCAAUGAUCAAUAAGUUGAACGAUGAAAUUGCGGAGAAGAACAAAACAAUUAAUGGAACUUUGUUACAGAAAGAAAAGGAAAUCACAAAGUUAAAGAAUGAUUUGGAACAAUCUCAAAUUACAAAUGAAAGAAUUACAAAUUUGGAAUCAGAAAUGAUGAAGAUGAAGCAAUUAAAUGAUGAUUUAAUGAAUGACAUCAAUAGAUACAAUGAGGAACUCAUAGAAAAAGAAAAUGAGUUGCAAGAAUUAAGAGAAAAAUUGAUACAAAGCGGAAAUAAUUUGCAAAAAGUAACUCCAGAACAAAGUUACUUCGAUUUACAGAUGAAGAUAACCGAACUUGAAGAUAUCAUUAAAGACAAGAAUAGUCAAUUAGAGAACAAGACUAACGAGAUUACCAAUUUGUAUUCCAAGUUGUACAAUACAUCUCCUCCUUCUAAUUCUAAGAAGCCAAGAAAUACAAAACUUGAAGUUGAAAAAAUGAGAAUUAAAAUGGCAGAAUUAGAGAACAAGAACAAAGAUUUAAUUGAUCAGAACACAAGAAUGAAUAGUGAUUUGCAGGCACAAAUCAACCAGAACAAUAAGUUGAAACGUCACAUGAAAGAUAAUGAAAACAAUUUCAAUUCCCAAAUUAAUCAAUUGAAUUUGAAGCUUCAAAAAGUUGUUAGUGAUUAUGAAGCGAGAUUAUUGAUUUUAGACAACUCAAAGAACCAAACACAGAGAGUAAACGAACUCAGAGAAAGAAUCAAACAAAAGAAUGAAGAAAUUCUUAGCAAAGAAAAGCAAAUCAAUGAAAAUAAAUUGGAAAAUGACAAACUCAAGAACGAAAUUGAAUUAUCAAAGAAACAAAAUGAAGAUUUAUCAAAUUAUUUAUCCCAAAAAGAAGCAAAGAUCAAAGAAUUGGAAAGAAGAAUCCAAUCCUUAGAUGAACAAAAUGCAAAAAUUGAGGAUGAAUUGAACAAAUCAAUCAAUAAGAACGAAGAAAUUAAUAAAUCAAGUAUUAUUGAACGUACUGAUUUAUCCGAGCAACUAAACAAUGCUUUGAAAGAAAAUUCAAGAUUGAAAGUUCAAAUUGAUGAAACAGUUUCUAAAAUCAAAGAAUUAUGUGAUAAAGACAGUGAUAUCGCUAGAGUUAAAUUAGUUUCUGAUCAAUUAAUUGACUUAAGCGAGUACUGCAAGCUUCUUAAAGAUCAGAAUGAAGAACUUAAGAAUAUGAUAUCUCAGAAAUAA
Trichomonas vaginalis G3 is the source of this 12792-nucleotide messenger RNA. RefSeq names its product A-type inclusion protein-related family. Bases 1 to 12792 code for a protein of 4263 amino acids. The transcript has a single exon. Lineage: Eukaryota; Parabasalia; Trichomonadida; Trichomonadidae. The record is from RefSeq and is a predicted model, not a curated record.